AUUAUCACCAUCUGUGAUGAGCGCUUCAUAUUGCUGGACUUGAAGUUCAGCGGCCGUAGUAGUUUGUUAGAAGACGAACAACGCGGUUGUUCGAUUAUACGCAGCAUAUUAUAGAAGAGCAUAGCAUAGCAAGAAACUUAAAAGCAGUGAGAUGUCGCGACUUCGUUUAAUUGUUGUUAUUUGCUACAUUACAACAAUGGCGUUUGGUAUACCAACUUAUGAGGUGCCAAAAGCGAAAAUACUUGUUUACUAUCCGAAAGGUUUUCAAGUCUCCAUACCGGAUGAGGAGGGCAUCACACUAUUCGCCUUCCAUGGUAAACUCAAUGAGGAAAUGGAAGGUUUGGAAGCGGGUACCUGGGCCAGAGAUAUUGUAAAAAAGAAGAAUGGACGUUGGACUUUCAACGAACGGAAUUCAAAAUUGCGAAUUGGUGAUACGCUCUACUAUUGGACCUAUGUGAUAUACAAUGGUUUGGGUUACCGUGAAGAUGAUGGCGUUUUUAAAGUGCGCGAAUAUGCGAAUCACACUAUUGACAGCGUGGACGAAACAAAACACACACAGAGUGGAAAUGAUGGCAGUGGUGGUACGGGUGGAAGUGACAGCACGAACAGCGUAAGCGGUGGUGUUGAUAAAGUGAUUGGCAGCACUGCUACGACCGCUAAUAACGGUGAUACUGACCCUCACGGCGGCGGCUAUAUUACAACAAUGACGUUUGGUAUACCAACUUAUGAGGUGCCAAAAGCGAAAAUACUUGUUUACUAUCCAAAAGGUUUUCAAGUCUCCAUACCGGAUGAAGAGGGCAUCACACUAUUCGCCUUCCAUGGUAAACUCAAUGAGGAAAUGGAAGGUUUGGAAGCGGGUACCUGGGCCAGAGAUAUUGUCAAAAAGAAGAAUGGACGUUGGACUUUCAACGAACGGAAUUCAAAAUUGCGAAUUGGUGAUACGCUCUACUAUUGGACCUAUGUGAUAUACAAUGGUUUGGGUUACCGUGAAGAUGAUGGCGUUUUUAAAGUGCGCGAAUAUGCGAAUCACACUAUUGACAGCGUGGACGAAACAAAACACACACAGAGUGGAAAUGAUGGCAGUGGUGGUACGGGUGGAAGUGACAGCACGAACAACGUAAGCGGUGGUGCUGUUGAUAACAAUAUGAUAGGCAGCGCUGCUACGGCUACUAAUAACAGUGAUACUGACCCUCACGGCGGCGGCUAUAUUACAACAAUGGCGUUAGAUAUACACACUUAUAAGGUGCCAAAAGCGAAAAUAGUUGUGUACUAUCCGAAAGGUUUUCAAGUCUCCAUACCAGAUGAUGACGGCAUCACACUAUUCGCCUUCCAUGGCAAACUCAAUGAGGAAAUGGACGGUUUGGAAGCGGGUACCUGGUCCAGAGAUAUUACAAAAGCGAAAAAUGGACGUUGGAGAUUCCAUGCACGCGAUGCGAAAUUGCGAAUUGGUGAUACGCUCUACUAUUGGACCUAUGUGCUAAAAGAUGGUUUGGGUUAUCGUGAAGAUAAUGGUGUUUUUGAGGUGCGGGAAUAUGGAAAUCACACUAUUGACGACGUGGACGAAACAAAACACACACAGAGUGGAAAUGAUCGCAGCGGUGGCACGGGUGGAAGUGACAGCACGAACAACGUAAGCGGUGGUGCUGUUGAUAACAAUAUGAUAGGCAGCGCUGCUACGGCUACUAAUAACAGUGAUACUGACCCUCACGGCGGCGGCUAUAUUACAACAAUGGCGGUUGGUAUACCUACUUAUGAGGUGCCAAAAGCGAAAAUACUUGUUUACUAUCCGAAAGGUUUUCAAGUCUCCAUACCGGAUGAGGAGGGCAUCACACUAUUCGCCUUCCAUGGUAAACUCAAUGAGGAAAUGGAAGGUUUGGAAGCGGGUACCUGGGCCAGAGAUAUUGUCAAAAAGAAGAAUGGACGUUGGACUUUCAACGAACGGAAUUCAAAAUUGCGAAUUGGUGAUACGCUCUACUAUUGGACCUAUGUGAGAUACAAUGGUUUGGGUUACCGUGAAGAUAAUGGCGUGUUUGAGGUGCGCGAAUAUGCGAAUCACACUAUUGACGGCGUGGACGAAACAAAACACACUCAGAGCGGAAAUGAUGGCAGUGGUGGUACGGGUGGAAGUGGCAGCACGAACAGCGUAAGCGGUGGUGUUGAUAAAGUGAUUGGCAGCACUGCUACGACCGCUACUAACAGUGACACUGACCCUCACGGCGGCGGCGUUGGUCUCAGUGAUGUGGGCAGAGAUAACUGCAAAGCUUCGCCCUCUUACAAAAAUGGUCUACAACAACAAUGCGCUAAUCAAUUGUUAUUUGUUGAUAAUUUCUCUGGCACACAAUUGAACAAAGAGCAGUGGACCAUUGAAGAGCGUUUCGCCACAAAACCAGAUGAGGAGUUCGUGUUAUACUUAAAUGUGUCGGAAGUGUUGCAAGUGAAGAACGGUAUGGUACGAAUAUACCCCGAACUGACCGCCAGGCAUUUUGCACAACACGAUCAUCCGUUGCAAAUUAAACAUGAUAUAGGAUCACGUUGCACCGGGCGUGCGAACAGUGAGGAAUGUGUGCGCGAUGGCAGCGCAACCAAUUACUUAUCCAUACCGCCUUUCAUAGCUGCACAAUUCUCGACAAAAGGACACUUCUCCUUCAAAUAUGGACGCGUUGAGAUACGCGCGAAAUUGCCACGCGCCAACUGGGUUUUCCCGCAACUUUGGCUGCAGCCGGUGAAUGAAAAAUAUGGCAGCGUUGACUAUCAGUCGGGUCAAAUGCGCAUCGCAUUCAGCUAUGUAAACGACACACAAAUGCAACUCUUCGGUGGUUUGAUUGUGAAUGCAAAUAGCAAUUGGCGUUGGAAGAAGCUCUGCGAAUUCCCGAAUGCGCAGCAGCACGAUUUGGGCAAUGACUUUCACGUUUACUCAUUGAUUUGGACGGACCAGUCAAUUUCGGUAGCAGUUGAUAAUGUGGAAUAUUGUAACUUCAAUCCGGACAUAAGUGGUACGCUGGCAAAUUUGAAUGAGGACGAUGAGGAGUUGCCGAAUCGAGAUUCACUUAAGAAGGGUAGUAAAUUAGCGCCAUUCGAUCAAGAAUUCUACAUCACCUUGGGUUAUGGUAUCGGUGGUGUGAAUGAUUUCAAGGAGGGUUUGUACGGCUGGCAACCGGAGAAACCGUGGGAGAAUAGGAAUCCGCAUGCCAUGAACACGCUACUGAAGAAGGUUGAGCCAAAUUUGAAUCAAUGGUUGGAGUUUGGCGAAUUACUCAUUGAUUACGUAAAGGUUUAUGCAAUUUAGAGGUUUUGCAGAAUAAAAUCGAUUUCUAUUUUUAUAAAAACUUGUAGCGAAUUUUGAAUAAUUUAAAAAAACAAUAAACAUAAACAUUUCUAAAGCAUACAGAAUCAUGAGUGAAAGAUGAAAUUGAGCAUAUAGUGAGAGGGCGAGAUACAUAGAGUAAAUGUAAUCAAAAGAGUCAAAUCAGUGCGAAGAGCAAAACAAAGAGAGCAAUGCAAAAAGAGUAAGAAAAAGUAUUUAUUUAGUAAAAAAAGAAUUGAAAAAAAAAAAGCAAAAACAAAUCACAACGGCAGCAUUAUUUAAAUGAUUACUCAAUUUACUAACUGCUGCAAGUGAGUAAUGGACAUAAUUUAUCACAAGAAAUCAAUAAGUAAAGCACAUGAACGCAGAUAUUUACAUCAACAGCAAAAAAAUCAACGGCAAGUCAAACAACUUGAAUUCAAUUCACGCACCAUUAAGUUAGCUGUGGGUAUGUAUGAAUUCCAGUGAAGUGGCACGGCUGAAGACCGUCACUAACACCGAAGCAAGGUUGAUGACUACAACAACAACAAAAGCAACCGAAAGACAGGGAAGACGGCAGCGAAAUAAGCAAAAUUGCUAUAGCUAAAUUAUUAAAUAUAAUUAUAUUUGUCAACAACGAAGCCACGAAACGUUUGACGGCGCGUUCGAGCGCGCUGUGAGAAAUUUUUAUUUAUUUAUACUUUUUUGUUUUUGUAUUUCUAGGUUUACUUUUUGACUUGCGCCGCAGUUGUCAUGUGACAUGCAACAAAUUAAAGUAGACUUUUAGGCGCAUGCAAGCGUAUAAAGAAAAUAGCAUUAAAGUGAAGUGACGGCAAAGCGGCAAAGGUAUGAGUGUGGAAAAUAUAAGAGAAAAAUAUGUGCUGCGUGGCAAACGAGUGGAAGGCAGGCAUUUUUGAUUUAUUAUAUUUGAUGACUUUUUUCCUUGCUUGCAUGCUGGGUUGGUUGCAAGGCAGCGUGUAAUAAAAAUGAAAAAUUUUUGUAAUUGUGCAGUUACAACACAAUUAAGGCUAUAAAAUUGGCUAAAUCGGCGCAUAUGUAGGACGUAAUAAUAAAUGUAAAAUAGAAAAUUCUUGAAGCAACAAAUUCUUGGGUUUAAUCGUGAAUGAUUACAUUUACAAUAGUCUCGAGCGUUACAUAAAAGUUAAGUGCUUAGAAUUGAGGAAAUUUUAUAAUUUAUAGUAUGUUCAAGAAUUUUAGAAGAUUUGAGUAUUCUACAUAGAAGACUUUACUUUUCGAAUAUUACAGAAAAUAACUUUAAAAUAACAAAAUUUUGAAAAAUUAAAUUCAAUUGCAACAGAUUUUGGAAUCCCGAAAUAUUACUGCUAAAUACUUUUUUACUGCUAUAUUGAGACAGCUUUAAAAUUUUUCAGGAUUAAAAUUUGUUAAUUUCUGGAUCUCUUACAUUAGCCUUGAUACAUUUCGGGAUUAAAAUUUGUCAGUAUUUUAUUUUACUUCAUAUAUUUUUUACUGUUAUAUUAAGACAAUCACGGGUUCACCAUGGUACAUGCGUAACAAAAAUAUCCAUAAAGAUGUUGAUAAUCCUAUGGUAAGGAGAUAGAGGACAGUAGAAAGAAAUAUAUUUCUAAACUUCGUGAACAUCCAAACCCUUUGGCUAAUGCUUUGGUACAUUCCUGCAAUCAAACAUGUUUAAAAAGGAGAGAUCUACCAGCCUAUUAGAGAGCACCGUUCUACCAAAACAGCUCAACCACAUUCCUGAGCUUUUUUUUUAGUUGUAAAUAUAUUUAAGAUUUUAUUACUUAUUGUUAGGCUUUAAACAAAGCAGAUUCAAUAAAUAAAGAAAUAUGUAUAAAAAAAAA
Zeugodacus cucurbitae (melon fly) is the source of this 5121-nucleotide messenger RNA. RefSeq lists its product as uncharacterized. The transcript has a single exon. Gene Ontology annotation, molecular function: hydrolase activity, hydrolyzing O-glycosyl compounds; carbohydrate binding. Gene Ontology annotation, biological process: carbohydrate metabolic process. The record is from RefSeq and is a predicted model, not a curated record. NCBI's taxonomy places the organism in Eukaryota, Metazoa, Arthropoda, Insecta, Diptera, Tephritidae. Bases 152 to 3286 code for a protein of 1044 amino acids.